Molecule: messenger RNA, 7618 nt
Organism: Xiphophorus maculatus (southern platyfish)
Lineage: Eukaryota; Metazoa; Chordata; Actinopteri; Cyprinodontiformes; Poeciliidae
Gene: tmem94
Product: transmembrane protein 94
Exons: 32
Coding region: 528-4625 (1365 amino acids)
Source: RefSeq, a predicted model, not a curated record
GUUAUCAAAGUUAAACGCCCGGCUAGACGAGUGUUUAAAAUACUAAAUGUCUUCGCAGGUGAAUUAACCAAUCAGAGAAUAAAACACCUUACACUCAUCCAAUCACAGCCUACUUCCUGCAAUACGGACGUUGUCCAAAGAUGGCUGCUGCAGUAACAGUGAAGGAGAAAAGUCCAUUAGUGUUUGAGAGAACAAAAUAACUUUGGAAGGAUAUCAACAGCUGCUUAAAAGACACAUAAGUCGGUGUCAAAAACCAGAGCCCAUCUCCUGGUGGUAACCUGCAGGUGUUGCUGCGCUUUCCUGUCACUCUGGCAGAGGACGGUUUCCAGGUGGGAACUCCCAGCAGCACCACCCUGCCUCCGCCUGCUUUUCCUCGCCUCUGCAUAUGAGUGACCUGAAGGCGUCGGGAAGAAACGGCCCCGCUGUGGGCUCCCCACGUCUGGACGCGCUGCGGUGGCACUGAAGGCCUCUUGCCAGGCGUCGAUGACAGCUUGAGAAGCAGAGCAUGUGGAGUGGUCGGGGUCGGCAUGGCGACGCAGGACAAGAAGCAGGAGGCAGAUGGUGUGACUCGUGGCCUUUCCACCAGCCAGGCUCUGGUGAAGCUCCGGGACCAGCUGAGCAGCCUGCUGGAGCAGCACCAGAGAGCCACACGGAGACGGGUUUCUUGGCUGGAACAAUGGCAAAAUAGCUUCAUUUACCAUGGCAACCGACAAUCCUGUCUCCACUGGCCAGGCGGGGCUCUGACUCUUCUGGUGGUGGUGGGACUCCUCUGCUGCCAUGGCAGCCAGCCGAAGGGCAGCUCUGGUAUAGAGAUGGUGAAUUCUGCAGCCCUGCUCCUUCUCUUCCUGUUAAACCUGCUUCUGGUCGGACGCCAGGAGAGACUCAACAAAACCGAGAUGGUCCGGCGCCUCAGACGCAUCAUCGCACAGCUCAAUGAUUAUCUGUCAGGGUGUGUGGCUGAAAUUCAGUGGCCUUCUUCUCUUUACCCUGACCUCUACACGCCCUCGUCUCCAUCAUGGUCACUUCACUGGACCUACCGGGAUUCCCAGCUGGUUAACCUCCCCGUCAGUCUGCUGGUGGAAGGAGACAUCAUUGCUCUACGACCUGGCCAGCAGGCGUUUGCAUCUCUCAGGGGCGUCAAGGAUGAUGAGCACAUAGUGUUGGAACCAGGAGAUUUAUUCCCACCGUUAUCGCCUCCCCCUUCACCUCGGACUGAGAAGAGGGGGCCCCAGAGCCCCCAGCAACACCGCCUCUUCAGAGUGGUUCGGACCCCGGUGCUGGAGCCGGUCAGGAACGCUUUGGAGCUGGCCCUGUCCCGGCCCAUCACAGUGCUGGAUAAUGAGAGGUUUACUGUUCAGUCCAUCAUCACGAAGCUCGUCUGUCCUGUUGUGCUGGUGGCGUUCCUGGUGGUGAACACAAUUCGCUUUUUCUGGCAGGCCCCCAGCAUCACUCCUCCCUGCUACAACUUCCUUCAGCUCCAGCUCAUGGCUGUGCUGCCCAUCCUGCCGCUGCUCUUCCCUGUCAUGUGGGUCCUGGUAAAUGCCUUUGGAGAGGCCAGAGUCCUGUCUGAGUUCAGUCGCGCAUCUCCAGCUGGCUUGCUUGCUAAGUUCUCUGAGGACACUCUAAGCAGCUACACCGAAGCAGUUUCCUCGCAGGAUUUGCUGCGCUGUGUCUGGAGACACAUGGUUGGCGUGUUGAAGGGAGAAUCUGAGACUCUGUGCUACACUUCCAGCCUGCUGCACACUCUGGGCUCUGUCACUGUGCUGUGCUGCGUGGACAAACAGGGCGUCCUGUCAUGGCCAAACCCGAGUCCAGAGACGGUUCUGUUCUUCAGUGGGAGAGUGGAACCGCCUCACAGCAGCCAGGACGACCUCCGAGACGACCUGUCGGUGAACUCCUACUGCCGGAUGGAAACCGAAGAUGACCGGGAUGAGUCUCAAGAAGCAGAGACUCUGCUCUGUCCCCCGGAGGAGCCCGCCGUCCAGCUGGGGGACGCAGCCGAGCCCAGUGAGACGACGUCGCAUGACGCGGCUCGCCCAUCUGAGACGGUCAGACUCCGGCGGCCUGUUCAGCCCACGACACAUUCCCGGACCAAACAUCACUCUGGAUCCAACGUCAGCUUCAGCCACGACACCGAGGGAGGCGAGGAGGAGCAGGAUUUUGCUCUGGGCUGUCCAGAAGCCGAGGCAGAGGACUUUGUGUGCGACUACCACCUGGAGAUGCUGAGCUUGUCUCAGGACCAGCAGAACCCGACCAGCAUCCAGUUCGACGAUCUCUCCUGGCAGUGCCACCUGCCCUCUCUGAAGCCGCUGGGCCUCAACAUCAUGCUGAACCUGUGCAACGCCGGGGUCACCCAGCAGCUGUGCCGCUUCUCAGACCAUCUGUCCAACCUGGCCCUGCAGGAGAGCCACGGCUCCGUGCUGCCCGUCUACGUUCCCUGGGGCCUCUGUGAGCUCUCCAGGCUGAUUGGCUUCACUCCUGGAGCCAGGGAGCUGUUUAAACAGGAGAACCACCUGACCCUCUACCAGCUGCCAUCCAGAGAGAAGACCAAGGAGUUCACCUCUCGUCGCCUCCCAUCCUUCACCAAGCGCCAGCCCCCCAUCUCCCACCUCAUGUCCCUGUGUGUGCGAGACUCCUCCUCCAACAGCGUCCAGAUGCUGUCACAUGGUUCAGCUGACCUGAUCCUAGAGGCCUGCACUGACUUCUGGGAUGGAACUGAUAUCUACCCCCUUUCAGGCUCAGACAGGAAAAAGGUACUGGACUUCUACCAGCGUGCCUGCCUGUCAGGUUACUGCUCCGCCUUUUCCUACAAACCCAUGCAGGUGUCGCUGUCCGGCCAGCUGAACGGGAAGUGUGUGGAGCUGGCCUUCGGUCCCUGCCUGUUCUCUGGCGUUGAGCUGCCCUCCACCACGCCCAUCAAACACAACCUGUGCAGGAACAGCUGGAGCUCAGACGAGGGGAUCGGAGAGGGAGCGGAGCGGGAGGACUGUGUCCAGGCGCUGAGUGGACAGAUCUUCAUGGGGAUGGUGUCGUCUCAGUUCCAGGCCAAGCUGGACACGGUCCGUCUCAUCGACGCGCUGGUCACUGCUUGCAUCCGCUUUGUGUAUUUUUCCAUGGAGGAUGAGCUGCGCAGCAAGGUGUUUGCAGAGAAGAUGGGUUUAGAGACAGGCUGGAACUGUCACAUAUCUCUGACUCCAAACGGAGACGGCCCCUGUGAGGGGACUCCGUCCAGCCCAGGACACGGCUCCCUGCACGAAGACCUCCACCAGGACUCCCGGGACGAGGCGGAGGGUCCGCUGCUGCAGGAGGAGGAGGCCCAGUCCGACCUGGCCAGCUUCCAGCCGACAGAUAGCGACGUGCCAAGCUUCCUGGAGGAUUGUAACAGAGCCAAGCUGCCUCGGGGGAUCCACCAGGUCCGUCCUCAUCUGAAGAACAUCGACAAUGUGCCUCUUUUAGUGCCGCUCUUCACCGACUGCACCCCCGACACCAUGUGUGAGAUGAUGAAGAUCAUGCAGGAGAACAGGGAGGUGACCUGCUGUCUGGGAAGCUCCGCCAACUUCCGCAACAGCCGCCUCUUUCUGCAAAGCGAUCUCAGCAUUGGGCUGGACCCUCUGUAUCCGUCUCAGUGCUCAUGGGAGACCUUUGGCUACGCCACAGGAGGAGGCUUCAGCGGAGAGGCUGAAGGACUCUCUCCUCUCAGACUGUCAGGACAGCUGAACAGCCUGGGCUGCUCCGUCUCCUUCCACCAGGGAAACAGCGUUAGCUUGAUUAAACUCAUAGAGCAGGCACGACACACAACGUCUGGUAUCCGCAAGUGCUUUCUCUUCCUGCUGCAGUGCCAGCUCAGUCUGGUCAUUCUUCAGUUCUUGGCCUGCCUCGCUCAGCUUCCUCCUCCCAUGAACACCACUGACAUCCUCUGGAUGUCCUGCUUCUGCUGCCCUUUACUCAGUGUGUCACUGUUGGGAAAGCCACCGGACAAUUCGGUUAUGACAGUUGCCACAGGGAAGAACCUGGAUUCAAUCCCAAAGAAGACUCAGAACUACUUCCUGGGCUGUUUCUUCUUAAAGUUCGGCCUCUCGGUGUGUGUGUACCUGUUGGUGUUCGGCUUCACCCUGCAGACUGUGUGCCCUGUUGGCACCAACCUCACCCUGAGUAACAACUCCAUAACAUGCAGCUCCAUAUUCACAGCCAGCUCAUCACAACAGUCCCUGGAGUGGUUUGGUGAUCUGUCCAACGGCCUGCUGCUGACCCAGAAGCUCAUGGCUGGUUUUCUAGUGCUGCACACAGUGGCGAUCUCCCUCAGCUACGUCCACCGCUCCCAGCCUCUGUGGAGGAAGACUCCCUUCAACAACACCUGGUGGUGCCUCACUGUGCCCGUGGUACUGCUGGGCCAGGGCGUUCAGGCCACAGUGGACUACCAGCUGUGGCGGGACCAGAGCAGCCCUCUGACCUUCAGCCUGGCCAGCAUUCCCCUGGAGGUGUGGCUGCUGGCCUCCCUGUCCCCGCUGCUGGUAGUGCUGGUCAACGAAGUGGUGAAGCUGCAUGAGAUACGGGAUCGGGUUCGGUACCAGAAGAGACAGAAGCUGCAGUUUGAAACAAAACUUGGGAUGAACUCUCCUUUCUAAAGCCCCUCCCCCCCACCUCACUGCCCUCAUCAGAGGACGAUGAUGUUCUGGCAGCUCUGGGCGCCGGCUGGUUCCCUCCAGAAACCAGCAGCCUUUCUGCUCCCCCUGCAGGGAGGAGCAGGUGUCAUGGUGGACGGUGGUUGACCUGCUGCUGCAGCUGGCCGAGCCGGGGCCAGAGCCGGAGCCGGACCUGCGGCACCUCCACGUGGUAGUAGAGGCGUGAGGAACGCUGUCGGACAUGUUUACUGUAUAUUCCCCAGGUUCCGCUCUGUUCUCCACCACCAGGAUCCAUGUGCAUGUUCUCCAGGAAUGCUCCACGUCCCGUAGAGCGCUGCAGCUGACAUUCACCUCAUCACUGUGUAUCAUAGUUCAUCAGUCUUCACAAAAACGUGGCAUCCUUUUUUUUUUACCCUUCUUUAAAUGUAAAUGUAGGGCUAAAAAAAAAACAAAAAAAAAAAAACAUGACCGCCUGAAACUAUGGAGCCUCAAUGUGUGCAAGAAUUUCAGAGAAAUGGCCUAAAAUAAGCUGUGGAGAAAAAUAGUAACCUAAGGAAGUGGAGAAUAUUUAGUGUAAAUCCUGAACUAUUUCUCAAUAACUUUAAACACUUUUUAAAGCUUUUAUUUCAUCUCUUGGAUUUUUAGUUGACUUCUUUACAAACAUGAUAUGAACGGUUUCCCUGGAGACCUCCUCAGCCAAUCACUUGAGAUCAUCAUGGUCACCCGAGCUGAGACCAGCAUGCACCAGCACAGUUCAGCAAUAGGAUGCCAUGAACCCGGCUACUGGUUAGAGUUCUCACUACUGCUGUUAAACAACCACUUCCAGUGAAAAUAAAAUGUUGGAGGUCAUUUUGUUUGUCCCUGUGUGUCCGUCUGGCCCGGUGUGUCCGUCUGGCCCGGUGUGUCCGUCUGCAGCGUGUCACGGUGUUUGGUGCAUGUAGUCCCCAUGUUCUGCCACACAAUAGGUUUGAUACAUAUAUACACAUAUACAUGUGUACAUACAUAUGUAUGUAGAUAUGUGUAUGCAUAUACACGUGUAUAUAACAAUUGUAGAAGAUCCCAACAAAAUUUUCUUUAAAAUAGUAAAAUAUUUCUGCCAUGUGAUUUCCACUCAAAAGUGGCAAUAUGCACGUUUAUAUAAAAUCUAUAUUUUUUAAAACCUACUGGCACACCUGGGAUUUCUUGUGCAUUUCGUGGUUGCUAUGGUUGCUUGAGGAACAAAGCAGGUUCAUAAAUUUGACUGGCAGCCAAUCAGAAAGAUGGGCAUGGCAAACAACAUUUCAGCAAACAACGGCAUUUAAAUGGAUACUUUUAAUAAUUAUUGAAAAAGAGAUGAGAUUUUAUGAUUAAAAAAAAAAAGAUAAAAAAAUUUAUAGUUUUGAUUUUUUUUUUUUUUAUUCCUUUAGUCAGAAACCCAGAGGGAUUUGUUCCGUUUAGCUCAGUAACCGGCUAACUGCUAGCCGCUAUUAGCCAUUCCCACAAUUAAGGAGCGAGGGCAAAAUGUGCGCUAACAGAUUUGCCGCAGACUUUAUGGAGCGAGCUGAGAGAACGGCAGCCAUUUAUUACUGCAGCUGUCACUAUUGUAGUAGCGUGGCAGCCAUGUUGAUUUUGAGUUUUGGCUCGGUGUGAAGAUCUAUCCAAACUCACAGGUUAGAGUUUCCGGUCCAGUUUUUCCGACUUUUGAGUCCUAAUCGAGCCGGAACAAUCCCAUAAUUCCUUGUUUUCAACCACGUGAGAACGUCUGCCGUCUGCAUGGAAACUGAGUCCAGUUUGUUGGGAACUAUUUCCUGCAGCUGCUGCUGAAUGUACCGAAACGUCGGAAUCUGUUGGUGCUUGAAAACAACCAAACUUUUCAUUGGAAGUGACAACUUGCCAUAAAACCUGAAUUAAUUUUUUUUAACGGAUGUAUUGUCACUACCUCUAAAAACAUCAUGACCCACAAGCUUUUCUCUGCUGCGUUUGGAUCCAGAUUGAGUUGUUUUAUUCAUACCUACCUUCAGCCAAAUCUACUACAUUAUGACUUUGUUAAUGGAUGUUUGUGCUGAAUUACCAGAUUCUUCUAGAUGCAUUUUAUGCCUCAGUUGCUUCAGCCUCUAGUUUUAAUCUAAAACUCAGCUGAAGGAUCUCAACUUAUAGAGGUCAAUUUUAUGGUGCAGAGAUUUAAUAUCUGAAUUGGCUAAAAAGCAUCCAGAGAUUCUGGUCCUAUAAUAAUCUAAAAAUGUUUGAUUAUUAGGUGAAUCUGGGAAAGCUGGCCGGGGAACAGUGGGGUCACGGCGGGGUCACGGCCACACGAAGGACCGGAGCGUCAACCUGAGAGCAGAUCGCUCCCUUACAGUCUUCAGAUCAGACAAAACAAUACUUUAAAUAAGCGUCAUAAAUAAAAUAAAAAAACACAUAAAUAAAAUAAAAAACACACACAUCGCUCCUGGCCGUGCUGGAAUGUGACAGAACGCUGUUAGCUUGAAUUUGAUCAUUUUAUUUGGAAAUCUUGCCAUAACUACAUGUUGCAUUUCAUGCAGAGUUUUUAAAAACACCGACAGAACUGAGACUUAAAUAAAAGCCUGAGGCCAAGCAGCCUGGUGUGUGCUGGUCAUCUUCCUCUGAUGGUCACUACUGGUCACACUGAGGUCAGGGCUUUCACUGAACUCAUCAGUUAUAUAAAGUCAUAUAUUAUACAGGCUUUCUAAAAAAGCUUUCAUACUAAAGAAAACAAAGCUAAUUAUUGGUGGCUGGAAACUUUUCUAUGUUACUGAAAGUCAGCAGGAGUUUUUUUGAAAGACAGAAGUUUAUUUGAAAUUCCAGAUGAAUGUUUUUAAAGUAAAAACAAGAACAGAAGAAAACUUCUUCUUUUUUUUACUGUUUGGUUGUUCUGCAUGAACUGAGAUGCUUCCAUAAGGACAGUCAACAAUGUACAUGCUGCAGAUUUGAAAGUGUAUAUUCAGACGGAUUUGUUUGUGUCUCGAUUAUAUCUGAGAAUUAAACGGAUCAUUGGUAAA